This is a messenger RNA of Cuscuta campestris, 1981 nucleotides long. NCBI's taxonomy places the organism in Eukaryota, Viridiplantae, Streptophyta, Magnoliopsida, Solanales, Convolvulaceae. The record is from the annotation of a GenBank genome assembly.
CCAGUGUUACGGUUCCUUCCUUCACUCAUGUCUCUGCCGCCUCUGGUUUGUUCCGUUAGUCUCUUCCUCUCGCCUCCUCUCUCACAAUGUUUUCUUCACUACUGGUUUCUGUAUCAAAAUUUGCAGCGGGUUCCUCCACACCUCCGAACAUCCACCUUCUCCUGCAAUUUGAUGGCGAAUGGGAUGGUAAUGGUGUUUUUUCUUACGCAUAUGCUUAUGAGGUUGACAUUCCGAUUCAGACCCAUUAUGAAGACUUUGUGGAACUGGUUCGUACUACGGUUCCGUCUUCUUAUGAAAAUUCUGUUUUCAAUAUCUCGUAUAUGUCUGAAUCAUCCUCAAGGCGUGUCGUCAUUGAAGAUGAUGUGAGCCUUCUCGCCUACCUUCGUUUGAAGAGCACAUAUCCCUCUUUACGCGAAUUCCCUUUGUGCGUGGAAGUAUACCAUUUCACAGAAAUGGGCGUGUCUAAUGGAGAAUCAGUCCCUACCGAAGGUCUGCAGACAUUACCAGGUUAUGAUUGUGAGGUAGACUCAACUACUCAGGAAGAAACUGAUUCAGAUGGCUCAAUGCGUGAUGUUCUAGGAAACGAAACCACUAUCUGCGGAGACAACAUCUCAUCACGGUACAAUAGGGAACACCAAUGCCCUAUUGAUGUUCGGCAAGGCAACACACGUCAGGCUACUUAUCACAUCGUUGCACAGUUAGUAAAACACAACUAUUGUGAUGCAACGACGAAGCCGUACCCUCCAAAUUCUAUUGUUACGGACACGCGGAGGGAACAUGGGAUCGCAAUGACUUACAAGAAGGCAUGGUUUGCUAAAGAGAAGGCAUUGAAAAUUUGCUUUGGGACACCCGAGGAAUCAUAUGCUGCUUUGCCCUCAAUGUGUUACAUGCUCAAACAGGCUAAUCCGGGGUCUUUGAUCCAACUCACCACGACCCCAGAUCACUUGUUCAAGUAUCUUUUUAUCUCACUCGCAGCUUGGAGAGAAGCGGGUCAUGGCCAUUGCAUAUUCCACAUUCUCGGGAAUAUCAAGUCCAAUUUUAAUGGCUCCGAGAAGUCUUUAUCCUGGAAAUUUUAUGCUGCCGCAAGGGCAGCUUCUGAAGUUGAAUGUGAGCGAUUUUUGAAUUAUCUCGGCAGUGAUGACCCUAGGAUCAUUGGAUACCUCAAAGCAAUUGGCAAAGAUAAGUGGGCAAGAUCUUGCUCGAAUAACCGUUAUUCCAUAAUGACUUCCAACCUAGCCGAGUCUAUGAACAAUGUUGACGCUGUCCCACGUGAAUAUCCGAUUACACAACUGGUUGACUUUCUAGUGGGCAGGAUGCAAGUUUGGUUCCACAAGCGUAGAGAAUUGGCCAACGCAACCUCAUCUAUACUGACAAAGUUCUACGAGGCGGAACUUAAGGAACUACAUGCGGCUUCAAGUGUUAUGGAAGUAAUCGCUGCUACUCGUUGUCGACAUGGACUGUCAUGCUACGACUACAUCUCAUCAUUCUACACCACUGCUUCUUGGAGAGCUACGUAUAGUGGAAUCAUACACCCAAUCCCUUCCAAAGAUUCGUGGGUUGUACCUGAUGAGGUUGCUGAAACUAUUUGCAGACCACCAUCGUGCUCCAAACGACCUCCAGGGAGACCAAAAAAGCGAAGGAUCCCGUCGAAAGGUGAACAUGCGAAGCGGCAAACCUGCUCACGAUGCAAAUCAUCAGGACAUAAUAGAAAAACUUGUGGGAAUCCCAUUUCCUCAAAUCGUGUUUGACUCCCGUAGGAAGACGUAUGGGAAGCACAACAUUCCAUGGAACCUUGGUCCAGCAUGUCCAUUAGUUUUGUCCCAUUUCUGGUUCAUUUUGUUUUUUACAUGUUCAGGGAUUCAUUUUUGGUUCAUUUAGUUUGUCUUAUUUUAUUUCUUUCUGAUACUGAAUUUGUCAUUGGGAAACAAUUCAUUCCCCACCACCAUAAUCAUUUCACACACAAUAAUGACUAAACAGGUCA